CCCAAACGCGUGGAAGGCCCGGCCCGAAGUCUCAGCGGCGCGUCUGCCCACUUGGUCGUCAUCCUCGCCGCCGAUUCAACGCCUCGCCCGCUCCUCCUCCUCCUCCUCCUCAGUCCGGCCGUCUCCAUGCCGACGAGGUCCAACCCCCCCGAGCUCAGAGGUGCGCGCGCCUCCUCCUCCCCCGCUCCCCCUUCCACUCCACAGUCCACACCACGCCCCUACCAGUUCCCGCGGCGCCGAGCUCCUUCUCGUGUUUGUUUGGUUAGCUGGGUCCCUUUCGCCAUCCCGAGGCGUGCCUUGUACGCUCCACCCCGUGCCCCCCUCGAUCCCUUGUCGAGGUCGCCGGCCCGCCAUGAGCUACGACCACGAGGCGCCCCGCUCUUGGAGUUCCCAACCGGCCUAGCCGUGUCGUGUAGGACGGGGCGGCGCGGGUUUAAAUGGCGGGCGGAGGCCACCAUUUUGUGCCAGUGCAGCAGCCAGCCCGGGGCGGGGUUCCCGGUCGAGAUCCGCCGUUCGCAUGACUGCAGUUAAUAUUUUUGUUCUCUCGAGGCUUCUGGCUUGCACUAGUUAAUUAGCAACUUCAUUCCCUGGUUCCUUCCUGAUGGAGGCAUCGUCUUGCUUGCGCUACCAAUUCUGCGGUUUUGGUUUGUCCUGGAUAUGGCUAUGUCUUCUUUUACUGCGUCUCUUUCAGAAUUGCAGCCCGGUGCUCUCAGAAUCUCCUUAUCUCGUCGGCUUGGGGAGCUAUGACAUAACAGGGCCUGCGGCAGAUGUUAACAUGAUGGGAUAUGCAAAUGCUGAGCAGGUUACAGCAGGGAUUCACUUCAGGCUAAAGUCACGAGCGUUUAUUGUCGCCGAGCCUGAUGAUGGAAAGCGUGUUGUCUUUGUGAAUCUCGAUGCUUGCAUGGCAUCACAGCUUGUGACUAUAAAGGUGCUCGAAAGGCUAAAAGUGAGGUACGGUGAUCUUUAUAGUGAGAAUAAUGUGGCUAUCAGUGGCAUCCAUACCCAUGCUGGGCCUGGAGGUUAUCUGCAGUAUGUAGUCUAUAUUAUCACAUCACUUGGGUUUGUUCGCCAGUCAUUCGAUGUAAUUGUCGAUGGCAUUGAGCAAAGUAUUGUUGAAGCUCAUAACAAUCUCCGUCCUGGGAAAAUCUAUGUGAAUAAAGGUGACCUUUUGGAUGCUGGUGUGAAUCGCAGCCCGAGUGGGUAUCUGAAUAAUCCAGCUGAAGAGAGAAGCAAAUAUCGAUACAAUGUUGAUAAAGAAAUGACCCUUGUUAAGUUUGUGGAUGAUGAAUUCGGUCCAGUUGGAAGUUUUAAUUGGUUUGCGACUCACGGAACAUCAAUGAGUCGUACAAAUUCUUUGAUAAGUGGUGAUAACAAAGGAGCAGCUGCACGUUUCAUGGAAGACUGGGCUGAACAAAAUGGCCUUCCGAAGCAGACAGGUCAUGCAAAUUCUGAUGAUUUUGGAUCUUUGCACCUUCCGAGAAGAGUCUCUACAAUAAUACCAGAGCCAGAUGAGAUAACGGAUGACUUAAUGCAAUUAGCAUCAUCCUACGAGGCCUCAGGUGGCAGAAUAUUGGCAGGUUCAAAUAUCACUAGGCGCAUUAGAAGCACUCAAGAAAAGAAUGCCAAAUUUGUUUCCGCAUUUUGCCAGUCAAACUGUGGAGAUGUUAGUCCAAAUGUCCUGGGAGCAUUUUGCAUAGACACCAACCUUCCUUGUGACUUCAAUCACAGCACGUGUAAUGGGAAGAACGAACUUUGCUAUGGACGAGGCCCAGGGUAUCCUAAUGAGUUCGAAAGUACCCGCAUAAUUGGGAAUAGGCAAUUUCUGAAGGCUGUAGAUCUCUUUAAUUCUGCUUCGGAAGAACUACAAGGAAAAAUUGACUAUCGUCACACUUACUUAGAUUUCUCACAACUCGAAGUUAGUGUUUCUACGAGUACGGGAGGUCAGCAGGUGGUGAAAACAUGCCCAGCAGCCAUGGGAUUUUCAUUUGCUGCUGGAACCACAGAUGGCCCUGGAGCUUUUGAUUUCAAACAAGGAGAUGACAAGGGAAACCCCUUCUGGAGAUUAGUGGGGGGCAUACUAAAGAAACCAGGGAAAGAGCAAGUCGAGUGCCAAGCUCCAAAACCAAUAUUGCUAGACACUGGUGAAAUGAAGGAACCAUAUGAUUGGGCGCCUGCGAUACUCCCCAUUCAGAUCAUAAGAAUCGGUCAGCUGGUUAUCUUGUCUGUUCCUGGAGAAUUCACGACAAUGGCUGGCAGGCGGUUACGCGAUGCUAUAAAAAAUGUACUGAUAAGUGGCAGCAAUGGUGAAUUUAAUUCCAACACUCACGUUGUUCUUGCGGGGCUGACAAACACAUAUUCUCAGUAUGUUACAACAUUCGAAGAAUACCAGGUCCAAAGAUACGAGGGUGCGUCAACUUUGUACGGCCCCCAUACCUUGAGUGCAUACAUUCAAGCUUUUCAGAAACUUGCCACAGCUAUGAUUGAAAACAAAGAGAUCCCAGCAACAAACAUCCUACCUCCUGACAUGUUGGACAAGCAAAUCGGACUGCUGCCAGGCGUCGUUCUCGACUCGACUCCUCCUGGUGUUCACUUUGGGGAUGUCAGCUCCGACGUCGAAGCAAACUCAGACUUCAGGAAGGGCAGUACCGUGAAUGCUACAUUCCAUUCGGCCUGUCCACGGAAUGACCUUCUAACUGACGGUACCUUCGCCCUUGUUGAGAGACUAAAUGGUAACGACUGGAUCCCUGUCUACGACGAUGACGAUUGGUCUUUGCAAUUCAAGUGGUCGAGGCCUUCGAAACUCAGUCCGGAGAGCUUUGCGACGCUGGAGUGGACCAUUCCUGAAGAUGCUGCCCCUGGUGUUUAUAGGCUGAGGCAUUUUGGUGCCUCCAAGGCGCUGUUAGGGUCGAUCGAGCAUUUUACAGGUACCUCUCGCGCGUUUGCAGUGCGUUAAGCAAUACACAACUAGUGGCGUUGUCCGAGAUCGUAUGGAACUGCUGCUCUUUAUGCUUUUGUUACAAGGAAAUAUAUAGCGUGUACAUUAGGGAAAAUACAUCGCAUUAUGGAGUGCUUGUUCAUAUUAUUACCAUCAUGUGGAUAUAUUAUAUAUAUAGUUCAGAUUGUACCAUCACCAGAUUGGAUGUACGUAUAUGUUAAGGUUAA
Messenger RNA from Hordeum vulgare subsp. vulgare (domesticated barley), 3162 nucleotides. RefSeq names its product neutral ceramidase-like. Gene Ontology annotation, biological process: long-chain fatty acid biosynthetic process; ceramide catabolic process; sphingosine biosynthetic process. Gene Ontology annotation, cellular component: extracellular region. The transcript is spliced from 10 exons. The record is from RefSeq and is a predicted model, not a curated record. Bases 602 to 2953 code for a protein of 783 amino acids. Gene Ontology annotation, molecular function: N-acylsphingosine amidohydrolase activity. NCBI's taxonomy places the organism in Eukaryota, Viridiplantae, Streptophyta, Magnoliopsida, Poales, Poaceae.